AUGAGUCAACAAAAUUCAAACCCUGUAAUUCCGGCACCUUUCCGUGGUCUUCGAGUGCUUUUGGUUGAUAAGGAGACAACAUCUUUGUUAAGCAUGGCCACAGAGUUGGAACUUUAUUCCUAUCGAGUUACCACCACGGAACUAACUACAGUGGCUCUGUCAAUUCUCCGAGACCGAAAAGAUAGCUUCGAUCUUAUCAUGGCCGACACAAACAUGCCAGAAAAGGACUGCUUCAACUUCAUCAAAUGCGUACGACGUAUUAAGGAUUUUCCCAUCAUAUUGAUGUCAUCAGAACUAAACAAGGACAUGGUUAAGGAGGCCAUGACAAAGGGAGCUUGCUUCUGUCUGGAAAAACCAAUUUCAUCGAAAAAUCUCAAAAACGUAUGGCAGCACGUUUGCAGAAUGGUCGCACAACAAAAAAACAUGGUUAAAACGGGAACAAAUAGUAAUAAUCCUGAACAAGCAAAUUCAAAAGGGGAUAAGGUCUUGGAAAAUGACAGCAAUGCCCCCAACAUAGUUGAUCAGACGACAUUGCAAGAAUAUGGAAGUCAGAAAUUAACAGGAAUGCGCAAGAAAAGGUCAGCUUUGUCAAGAGAAAAUGAUGAGCCACGAGAUUUAAAGAGGGCAAGAACAGAGAACGAAUGUGGUGAGCAUGCAAGUGCUAAACCCAAUAAUUUGCAAAAGCUUAAGUCGUUAUCAGUAAAUGUGAGGGAAAUUGAAGAUAAAGGAGACGAGGUUCUUAAAAAGCAUGGUCACCUUAAGUUGAAGGGAGUUAUUGAUGCAAAAGGAAAAAGAAGUAGAAAUAUACGAAUUCAGGUAGAUCACGAAGACAACCCUGGAGAUUUAAUCUAG
Messenger RNA from Striga asiatica, 852 nucleotides. The record is from the annotation of a GenBank genome assembly. Lineage: Eukaryota; Viridiplantae; Streptophyta; Magnoliopsida; Lamiales; Orobanchaceae.